AUGGUGCGCAAGAAAAGGAAAGGCGUGGUGAAACAAGAGGCGCAGGCCACUGCCGCUGUGGAGGGCGGCAGUGCCGCAUCGCCACGCGGCGUCGACCUGCGCCAGGUGCUGGCCAACGUGCCUACGAACGUAGCGCUGCCGGCGGCGCUUGGCGGCAGCAGUCGCGAUCUUGCGCAGUGGUACGACGCUCUGUGUCUGGCGCAUCACAGUUUGUACGCGCAACGGAAGCAACUUCAACUUUUCCGUUCCAAGUGCAAGUUGCUUGUUUCCGGUACCGAUUGCGCACUCCAAUGCGCCAUCUGGCAGCUCGUGUUCCGCCUCAGUAUCGAACGAGCGACACAGCCGCUGCGCAAGAACUUGGACCUGGUGCUGCUCGUAGUGGCGCAGGCGAGCGAAGCUUCGACGCUAUCGGCGCUGCGGGUCGUAGCGGCCACUGAGCUGCGGACGUCGUUGGACGCGUUGUGGAGCGACGCGCAUGCGGCAAAGCAGUUGCAGGUCGAGCACCGGGUCGCGAUGUUGGAUCAGAUGCUGCACGUGGUCGAGUUGCCCUUUCUCGCUCGAGCGCUGGUGGAGAAUCCGAGUACUGGAGCUCUGUAUGGGGACGUCCAGCACCUGCUGCAGUUUGUGACGUGCUGUGCAGACCAAUUGGAGGCCCUCGGAGCGCCCAUUGUCGAGUACCACGACGCAAAUGUGGACAAGGAGAUCGACGAGCAGGAGGCGGCGUACGAGACGGAAGGGAUCGCAGCUGUAGGAGCCUCGGGGACCAACGGAGUGAUGGUCGCGUCGGAACGCUGCGGCCAUGCGCUCAAGAGUGUGAUUGUGCUGGCGACGAUGAAGGACGUGCUCGACAGCCGCUUGGAGCACUGUCGCGGGCCGAGUCUGGACGCAUUGCUGGAAGCGCUUCGGUGUAUUUUGAAGCACUGUGUGCUGUUGCUGCAGACAGUUGUGGUGCACAAGGACCUGCUGACGCAAACGGGACUGGCAUACUGUCUGGUGCUUCGACUGCUGCUUCGCUUCUCGGUGCCCGCUUCGGACAGUUGUAACGCGGUCACGAAGUUGUUGUUGCAGACGGUGUAUCCGGAGCUGGACAUUGUCAGCAUUGACACGUGUACUUGCGUACAGUUACGGGCACAUCUUGAACAGGACAUGGCGAGCUUUGCCGGUCUGGCGAGGCUUGCAGUAUACCGUGGUGUACUCAACAGCCUCACAAACGAGGAUCUUGCUCUAUCGGCCACAGAGGUCGGACUGGUGAACGAAGCCUUGCAGUCUGAACAGACGGUACUGAACGCCAUGUUUGUCAACGUCCAGCAAUGGUGCGAUCGAGAGUCGUACAAUACGCGUUUGUAUGCGUUUCAGGUGCUGGAGGCGUUUCUGCGCCGAGGAGCGCUGAUUUUGCACAAGCAGUCAGCGCGCUGUGCUCCUAGUCACGUAUCUGAUGUUCUGUCGGACGAGACUCUUGCAAAGCUAACGACAGCUGUGCUGCUGAAUUGGGAGCAUCCGUCAAAGAAGGUGAACCAGUUUAUGGCCGUUGUGUUUGCUCAAAUUGUGAAGUAUUUGGUGCUUUCUGGUGGAUUUCAAAAGUGGAGUGAAGCGAUCUUGCCUCUGUUGGUAAACUUGCCAACCACUAGUCGCGCCAAGUACGGGUCGUUGGCACUACUGGUUGAAGUAGCUGGGGCUAAGCCUAUGUUGCAGGCAAGUCCAUCGCUGUUGCCGUCGCUGCUUUUGGCAGUAGGGCAGAAGGACUACGCCGCCCCGGCAGCGGCGAAUUUAUUUGCUCAAAUUCUCGACAACCUUAGUCCGGCAAGCAGCAAAAAUAGUAACUGUAAACCUGAUGACGGGGCAGUGGUCGCGCGGCGCCAACUCUGGCUUUCUGAUGUGGUCAGCGUGCUUUUAUCGAGUGAUGCAAACCUUCGGUCGCGCGUUGCCAUGUAUGUGAUUCCUCUCUUGCUAAAGAAGGACCCUGACUGUGUGCCUAUCCUGAUAAAACGCUUACAAGAGGUAGCUACGAAGGACCAGGCUGACACAGCAGAGGCUGUUGAUAUUGCGUUGUGGGCUGAGCUGGUAGUGUUGAAGUUUGCGCGAAAGAAGAUGGCACCUGAGAAGCUGGUAGGUGUGUCAAUGGAUCAUAUUCCACGCGGCCUUCGCCAUGCCAAUACGGAAACACGCGGCGCAGCUUUUGAUGCGUUGUGUGCGUCGUUGAAAUCGACCAGUAUGCCCAGUGACGAUGAGUUGCGAUGGGUGAAGCAUUAUUUGGUGGUGAACGGUAAGGAGAUUGGUCCGUCUGGUCGCAUGAACACGCUGAUCGGCCUCAAGACGGUGUUGAUUCGCAUAAAAGAGACUUUACGUGUCACGAGGAACAUUUUGACGGAGGACAUUCCGAGUCUUGAUGAUGCGGCAAAAUGUGACAAACGUGCCGCUGCAGCCUCGUUUAAACAUUGGACACAGCUCUUUGUUAUCGCAUCGGUAUACCCUGGCGCACUUCCUCAGCGCUUGACGUUGGGUCUAGAGGUCUUCCUUCUCUACAUCCAGCUGUUUGGUCUAGGGAAUGACGAGGCCGAAGAGUCCACAGAAAGUGUCUUGCUCACUCGACACAUGGUGACGACCCUCCUCAAUAUGCUUAUCAGUGCGUGGGACUCCGUUCGGUCUCUAGCGUUUACCAUACUGGACUUGUAUCCAGACGAGCUCCCGGGCUAUUCUACGCGCGAAGAACUUUGCACGUUUGUUGACUGGGCUGUUGGUCUUUGCGGUAGUCCCCGUCAGCGUGAGAGUGACGCUGGUGCCAUGUUCGUUCGGUUGCUGUUCCAGAAGUGUAGUUCAGCCAUUCAACGGUACGAGCUAACGUUCCAGUGCACAUCGAAGCCACAAGUUGGUGCUGCCGGAGUAAAAAGUAGCAAUCCGGAUGUGGCUUUUAUAUUGCAAUUGACGCAAGUCAUCCUUACACGCGUUGAAGCUCUGAGCCUGUCGGAAAUACGACAGGGCAAGUCCCCGCUUGUGCAUGGCUUCUUGCUGUCACUGCAUUACGUGUUGGAAAACGUGGAUUUCGACAAGCAUUCCAGUAACGAGGCUACAGACUGGUCGUGGGCAAUGAAGCAGGUGUUUUUGGCAAUUCACCAGUCCAUGGGUGCAUCUCUGGCUGUCGUAGGUGAUGCGACUUCUGGCGCGGGCGACGAGAAUCUGUCAGCCUCGUUUGCUGGUGUAGUGGGCGAGGUAAGUGCAGUGGCGGAAACAUCGAGCUCAGCGUUGCGAGUAGACUGUCGUGGUCAUUUGAUUGUAGAAGACGGUGACGGUGGCUAUGAUGGAGAGGAAGACGGUGGGAACGCAGAGCAGCGUGCCGUGGUUGGCAGCUGGCUAGCUGUUCGUGAGUGUGGUGCAAUCAUCGAGUUGCUAAUGCGUCGCGUACCGCUCCCAACCUCCAGCCCGGUGUCGACUAGCACACCUUUGUUCACUGUUGACAUGGCGCAGCUCGGAGGAGAAACGCUGCUUAACUCGUUGUUCGAGCUCAAGCACAAGGGUGCAGUCGCUACGGUAUACCAGGCAUUCGAAGGUGUUUGUCGCGCGUUUCUUGCUCACGGUGAACAAUGUGCGGCACUUGGGGACUUGCCAGCGCAAUGGGCGGAUCGUUUGCUGGAACGCCUGGAACGGUCGGAACAGCAUUUCAUUUUGCGUCGUAGCUCAGGCUUUGCGUUUAGUUUUGUGGCAAUUCUCCGUGCUGAGCCGCGCAAUUCAGCAGCCGUUAUUUUGCCCAAGGUGAUGUCGACGUUGUUACGCCUAGCCGGCAAGGACACUGAUGCUGCAUCGAAGCGUGAAACGCACGAAGAGCACCAUUCACUAUGGCGCGCUCGUGUGCACGCACUGAACAUACUGAAACUCAUUUGUCAGGAUGGAGUAUUGGCAGAGGACGUAGCUUGUUACGUCGUGGAUAUGUUUCAGCUAUCUGUGCGCGGAUUUGACUGUGAAUCGUGGGCUGUACGCAACUCUUCGAUGAUGCUUUUCGCUGCAGCCACCCAGCGUGUCAUUGGAGACAAGCGCAUUGCUGACGGCAAAACGCACCAACAAGUUGCCUGUGACGACGUGUUCUCGCGCUUUCAGCAGCUACGUAGUUUUCUUGCCCGCGAAUUGACUAGGUUGGUCGAAGUUGACAGCAAGUCAAGUGGUACAAUCGCGGGAGCAGCGCCGCCUGGCCUGUACGCAUUGCUUCUGUUUCUGAGCCGCGUUCGCCCCAACGACGAUGAUGAUCAGCGCGUAGCAAAUGCUCCUGCUUCGCCAUGUGAUGACGAAAGUGGUUUGGCAAGCUUUGUCCAGCUUGUUAUGGAAUGCGCUUCGCAGCGGGCAAUGGCGAUUCGGUACAUGGCCGCGAAGGUCGUGGCUGCUAUCGUAAGCGAUGCUGACGCCGCAUCCGUUAUGUCGAUUCUCUGCACGAAACUGCCCCAAGGUGUCCGAAGUGCAGGCGAUCGCCUGACUGUCUCGAAAGCUAUCCCACACAACUUCGUUCACGGCACACUCGCCCAAAUCUGCUACCUCACGCGCAAACACUUGCUUACCCGAGAUGCGCGAGAGAAACUAACCGUUGCCGCGAGGGAUGCACAAAGCGACUUUCUCGAGAUAGUUGUGACCAAGCUGCUUCCAUCAACGAUGUGGUUGUGGGCAGGUCAAGACGCUGAGUCCAUCAGUGCUGUCAUCCGUGCAGAGUUGGUCGCGAGUGUGGACACCGUCGUGCAGUUUUACGCUCAAGAUAUUGCUGGUGCGCUUUCGACGUUGAAGUCGGACGUAAUUAGGAGAGCAUUCAUUGCGCUUGUUGAACAAAUUCGGGCUGAAGUGGAGCGCCAGCUGCAGCAGCGCUGUGACUCAGAUCGGCCUACUGCGGUCCUUCUGUCUAGCCAACCGGGCAGGUACGUGCUGGACCGCACACUUGUCUCCAUUUGGUUUAGCAUAUGGGCGAUGCCUGCGAACGGUCGACUACAAGAGUUGAUCAUAAAGAAAAUGCUGGCGUCCAGCGUACUCGAAAUCCGCAAAAAUGCAACGAAACAGCUUGUGAACAAGCUGGCUAUUGCGGCCUUGGACACGGACUCUGUUGCUGAGCUACAAACCAUUUUGAUCGAGCAGUUGCUUGUAGAGACACACCCGAAAUUACGGGCCCGACAGUCGCAACUACUGGUUCGUUGCCAGCUUCACCAAGCCAGUGCAGUCACGCCGACUCAUCGAUCGGAGUUACAAACCCGUUUGGUGCGCGUACUCAGCGUCUCGGCAGAUAUACAAGUUCUCGCACCGACGAUGGAGUUGCUCGCUCUUAUGGCUUACCAGCAGCCGUGCAAAGAUGACGCAGACAUUGCGUUGUAUCGGACUUUGUGUCAGGAAAUCGAGUUGCGGUCAGACGAAGCCCAGCCCCUGAUGAUUCGGCAGGCUGCUGCCUCUGCGCUGCAUCACAGUGGUCUUCUGCGUCUGCACAACAAGCAGGACGGCAGUACCGUGUAUGCCGAGCUAGCGCUGGCAGGAUGGAUGAGUGCAUUACGACUGCUCCAAGACGACAGCACGUGUGUGAGAGCUGUUGCGCGGCACGCUAUUGAGAAUGUCCUUGGUACCGUUGACCCGGCUCGCAUACGAUGUUCGUCGUCGGACGCAACGGUGCUAUCUCUCGCGGUGGAGUAUAUCGUGUCCUCCUUCGCGCAUACUGGACACGGUGCCACGUCUUUGUCGAAGAUGUUGAUCCAGCUUAUCGAUGCGCCUGUCGUGCUCACUGCAUAUGUCGGUGCUGCUGGUGCCAAGGCCCUAGACUGGGACAAUUUGUACCGCCGCAUAUUUGAGUACGAAAGCAGCAACUACUUUGCUGAGCGAGACGGGCUCGCACAAAACAUGGUGUACUACUUAUUGGCCCGUUCGACUGGCGAUGACGAGUCGAUUCGCCUCUUGUGCGAACAGGUCUUGACUCUACUGAACAAAGCACUUCAGAUCUUGAACCAAGAGUCUCGAUGCUCCGACGAGGAAGCCGGUCGGUGGCUAGGUGGAGUUACUUACUACCCGGACGUCUUUGCUCCUGCGUUUGGCCUUCUCGCGGCGGGUGUCGCCGUCGUGACCUCGAUGUCAUACUCGUUGACUGGCGAUCUCCAGUCUCUAGCUGUUCAAGCUCGUGAACUCGCCCAGGAAGCGUGUGACAUUCACAGCAAAGACGACGUCAUGCAUCCUCUAAUGAUGCGGGCGCUGAAGCUACUUGCCUGUACAGACCAUCCGUCGUCACGGCAAGAUGGCACCGAGCCAGUGAGAGAGCUGCUAUUUCUGACGCCGCACUGGAUAGCUCUGACCGAUUCGGUCAACAAGUAG
Molecule: messenger RNA, 6315 nt
Organism: Hyaloperonospora brassicae
Lineage: Eukaryota; Oomycota; Peronosporomycetes; Peronosporales; Peronosporaceae
Source: the annotation of a GenBank genome assembly